This is a messenger RNA of Octodon degus (degu), 560 nucleotides long. RefSeq names its product apolipoprotein C2 (gene Apoc2). The record is from RefSeq and is a predicted model, not a curated record. Gene Ontology annotation, biological process: negative regulation of very-low-density lipoprotein particle clearance; positive regulation of lipoprotein lipase activity; lipid transport. Lineage: Eukaryota; Metazoa; Chordata; Mammalia; Rodentia; Octodontidae. Gene Ontology annotation, molecular function: phospholipase activator activity; phospholipase binding; lipid binding. Gene Ontology annotation, cellular component: intermediate-density lipoprotein particle; chylomicron; spherical high-density lipoprotein particle. The coding region runs from base 92 to 400 and encodes 102 amino acids. The transcript is spliced from 4 exons.
CGCGUGGCGGGAGGUGGGUCGGGCGCUAUAAAGCCUGUGCCUGCCGGGGCUGGAGAGGACUCCCGCCCAAGCCUGAUCGGUUGGCGACACCAUGAAUACCCGGUUCCUCUUGCCUCUGUGUUUUGUGCUGCUGCUGCUGCUGGGAUGUGAGGUCCAGGGUGUCCAGCUGACCCAGGAAGACGAGCCUGCCAGCUUAGCCCUGCUGGCCCAGGUGCAGGAGACCCUCUCCAGCUACUGGGACACUGCCAAGGCGGCUGCCCAGGGCCUCUACGAGAAGACAUACCUGCCCGCCAUGGAUGAGAAGAUCAGGGACAUGUACAACAAAGGCUCGGCAGCCCUCACCACUUACACAGGCAUCUUUACUGACCAAAUCAUGACAAUACUUCAGGGAGAAGAUUGACAGCCAGGAGAGGGGGGAGCCCAAGCCCCAGCACCCCCCAGGAUCCCCUGAUUGUCCAAGGUGGGACUAAGCUCCUCUACCCCAGCACUUCUCAGCUUCCUGCCUCCAACUCUGGUCUGAAUCUUAUCAAUAAAUAAUGAAUAAACAAAUAAAAACAUCA